This is a messenger RNA of Hyposmocoma kahamanoa, 2048 nucleotides long. RefSeq names its product serine palmitoyltransferase 2 (gene lace). The record is from RefSeq and is a predicted model, not a curated record. Lineage: Eukaryota; Metazoa; Arthropoda; Insecta; Lepidoptera; Cosmopterigidae. Gene Ontology annotation, cellular component: serine palmitoyltransferase complex. Gene Ontology annotation, molecular function: pyridoxal phosphate binding; serine C-palmitoyltransferase activity. The transcript has 5 exons. Gene Ontology annotation, biological process: ceramide biosynthetic process; sphingosine biosynthetic process. Bases 62 to 1696 code for a protein of 544 amino acids.
AUUUAUUGGCUUGCAAUCUCAACAGAACCGCCACAACCAUAGUUCACUCCCAAAGGCGAGGAUGGCGGCGGUAGUAGUGAACGGCUGUGCUGACUACUCUACAACAAUUUCAUCAACAAAACUCAAAGAGUGUAAUGAGAUUGAAGACAAACAGUUAAAUGGUAAAAUAAACCAUCACAAAAAUGGUUACGUGAUGUCACCCCAUUUGGCGAAUGGUGUCAGCAAGCCGUUCACGGCAGAGGAAGAGACGUGGGACGGUGUGGGGCAACCGCCGCGCAUGCAGUGGGCCCAAUACGACACCGACCCCGGCUCAUUCGAGAAGUGCUCGCUGCUCACCGCGGCUCUCACGCACCUCGGCCUCUACCUCCUCAUGUUCCUUGGCUUCGUCAAUCAACUCCUUUUCAAACCCAAAGUGGCAACUGAGAGAAACAGAGAGGGCUACGCUCCCCUGUACAACCCGUUCGAGCAGUUCUUCUCGCGGUACGUGUACCGGCGCGUGCGCCACUGCUUCAACCGGCCCAUCUGCUCCGCGCCCGGCGCCGAGGUGCUGCUCAAAGAGCGCACCACGAACGACUACAACUGGACGUUCAGCUUCACGGGCCGCGAGGUGCGCUGCAUCAACCUGGGCUCGUACAACUACCUGGGCUUCAGCGAGGACGCGUGCGGCGAGGCGGCGGCGGCGGCGCGGCGCUACGGGCUGGCGCUGGGCUCGCCGCGCGCCGAGCUGGGCGACACGCCGCUGCACCGCGAGCUGGAGCGCACCACGGCGCACUUCCUCGGCGUGGAGGCGGCCGUGGUCUUCGGCAUGGGCUUCGCCACCAACUCGCUGGUGCUGCCGGGGCUGCUGGGCCCGGGCUCGCUGGUGCUCAGCGACGAGAACAACCACGCGUCGCUCAUCCUGGGCCUGCGGCUGGCGCGCGUCACGGUGCGCGUGUUCCGCCACAACGACCUGCAGCACCUGGAGCAGCUGGCGCGCGCCGCCAUCGCCGAGGGCCGCUGGGACCGCGUCGUCGUGGUGGCGGAGGGCGUGUACAGCAUGGAGGGCUCCGUGGCGCCGCUGCGCGCGCUGGUGGCGCUGAAGAAGCGGCUGGGGCUGCAGCUGUACCUGGACGAGGCGCACUCGGUGGGCGCCAUGGGCCCGCGCGGCCGCGGCGUGGCCGAGCACUGCGGCGUGGACCCGCGGGACGUGGACGUGCUCAUGGGCACCUUCACCAAGAGCUUCGGCGCCGCGGGCGGCUACAUCGCGGGCUCGGCGGCGCUGGUGCGCCACGUGCGCGCGCACGGCCACGCGCAGGCCUACGCGCACAGCAUGGCGCCGCCCGUGGCCGCCAAGGUGCUGGCCGCGCUGCGCGCCAUCGCCGGGCCCGCGGGCCAGCGGCGCGUGCGCCAGCUGCGCGCCAACACGCACUACUUCCGCGCGCGCCUGCGCCGCCUGGGCGUGGUGACGUUCGGCCACGAGGACUCGCCCGUCGUGCCCAUGCUGGUGUACACGUUCAGCAAGAUGGCGGCCACGGUGGAGCGGCUGACGGCGCGCGGCGUGGCCACGGUGGGCGUGGGCUUCCCCGCCACGCCGCUCAACAAGGCGCGCAUCCGCUUCUGCCUGUCGUCGGCGCACUCGCGCGCGCAGCUGGACGCCGCGCUGGACGCCAUCGCCGCCGUCGUGGCCGAGCUGGGGCUGGCCUACUCGCGCCGCUAGCCGCGCCCCGCCCCGCCGUAGCUGUACUCAAUAAAUUAUUUCUCUCCCGACGCCGCCUCCUCAUUUCGUCCCCCGCCCCUCCGCCCCACAAUGGGCUGAAAAAGGCCGGUGGUGGUGUUUUUGGAAAUUUAAAUUUUGUGUUGGAUUUGUCUAUCGAAUAUAAGAAACUAUUACUAAUAAUGUCUUUCUGAUAACUUACUAUUUUCGGAGUUAUUAAUUUCCAAAGUCAUUUUUGUACGAAACAAAACAAAAAAAUGUGAAAUCUCCCAAUUCUCAAAUUUUCUCAAAGAAUUGACUUAAUGUAUGCAUAGGACGUAUAUUUUUCCUAUUUUAACGCGUAUUCUCAGGUCUC